Messenger RNA from Gryllus bimaculatus (two-spotted cricket), 391 nucleotides. The record is from the annotation of a GenBank genome assembly. Lineage: Eukaryota; Metazoa; Arthropoda; Insecta; Orthoptera; Gryllidae.
GUAAAUGACAAGACUCUUCAUCCACAAGUUAAAGCCAAAGAUGCUCUUACAAUAUGUGAUACAAUGCGAACAAUUUAUUACAUGUUAUGUACUCCCACUUUAAUGAAAGCUCAAUAUUUUGUAAUCGAACCUAAUAUACGUGGAUGGGUUACAUUCCUGCAGUUCUGCAUUUUGCUGGAACCUGAGCCGCGUACAAAAGCCGCGAAUUCAAAGAGCGCGCCCUGGCGCCUGACGGUGAUGGAUCGCCCCUGUCGCUCAGCCGCGCAUCACACGCGUCGCCCGGCGCCACCGCCCGUCACCGCCCACCGCUGUCGCCCGCCCGCUCAGCGGCACCUCAAGGUCUGAUGUUAGUUGCGGAGUUGCGGAUGCGGGGUUGCAGCUAAAAGACAAG